Molecule: messenger RNA, 942 nt
Organism: Penicillium brevicompactum
Lineage: Eukaryota; Fungi; Ascomycota; Eurotiomycetes; Eurotiales; Aspergillaceae
Product: PLP-dependent cysteine synthase family protein
Exons: 1
Coding region: 1-942 (313 amino acids)
Biological process (GO): L-cysteine biosynthetic process
Cellular component (GO): cytoplasm
Source: RefSeq, a predicted model, not a curated record
AUGUCGACUGUGUCAUAUGCGCAGAAUGUCCUGGGGGCAAUUGGCAAUACACCUUGUGUUGAGCUCAAACAUGUGGUUCCAAAAAAUUGUGCCCGUGUCUUCAUCAAGCUCGAAGGCUUGAACCCGACCGGUUCCUACAAAGACCGCAUGGCGUGUUCUGUCAUCGAAGAAGCAGAGCGACGUGGCGAUCUGAAGCCGGGAAUGACGGUCGUCGAAGCAACUGGUGGCAGCACUGGAUCAUCUCUUGCUUUAGUCUGCGCCGUCAAAGGAUACUCCUUUACAGUGGUAUCGUCAGAUGCUUUCGCGGAGGAAAAGUUGAAGACAAUGGCUGCAUUUGGAGCAAACGUCGAAGUCCUCCACAGGCCGACGGGAAAGAUUACACCGCAGCUCAUUCCUGAAAUGCGUGAGAGGGCUAAGGAGCUUUCUCGGGCCAGUGAUCACUACUAUGCAGAUCAAUUCAGCAACCAUGAUGUUGUCGUCGGCUACCAAGGUCUCGGCCGUGAACUACUGAAGCAGAUACCCGAUGGCAUUGAUGCUUUUUGCGGUGCUGUUGGUUGCGCGGGGAUGGUCAUGGGGGUCUCUAAGAUCUUGAAGUCUCAUAACCCGAGCUGCCAAGUCACUGUUAUCGAGCCAGCCUCUGCCCCUGUUAUCACCAAAGGGCAUGGAGGUCAACACUCCGUCGAGGGUAUUGGCAUUGGCUUUCUGCCCCCAAUGCUGAACAAAGAACUCUACGAUAAUGCCCUUGCGGUCGAAGAAGCCGAAGGUCGCUCUAUGGCACGAAGAUUGGCUAAGGAGGAGGGUAUUCUUGCGGGAACGUCUACUGGCCUGAAUGUGGUUGCUGCAAUUGAGCUAGCAAAAGAACUUGGCCCUGGAAAGAAUUUGGUCACAGUUGCCUGUGAUACUGGCUUGAAAUACGUGCGAGGAGACUUGUUUGCUCAAUGA